AUGAGGCUUGUCAAAAACAAGAUUGAGCAUGAUGGCUCAGGAACGGUCACUUUGAUCCCUGAAGAGCCUGAAGACAUGUGGCACUGCUACAACCUGAUCCGACCAGGAGACCUUCUUCGCGCCAGCGCUAUCCGCCGUGUGACCACAGUCCAAGACACCGGAUCUACCAGCUCCGCACGAGUACAUUUAAAUCUCGUUAUUCGCGUCAAGACUCUUGAUUUCGACCCACAGAGCUCCCAACUGCAUGUAUCAGGCCAAAUCGCAAAUGAAACGGCGCACACAAAAAUCGGUCAAUUCCACACCCUCGACCUAGAGCUGAACCGCAACUUCACACUAGAAAAAGAAGUUGGUGCUGAUGGAGAAGGCGUGGGAUGGGACAGUAUUGCGGUGGAGCAGCUCAAAGAUGCAGUAGAUGAGGGUGGAAAACGCCGUGCCGAGGCUGUUGCCGUUGUGAUGCAGGAGGGCCUCGCACAUAUUUGCUUUAUUGGUCAAUUCCAAACAAUAAUGAAGCAGAAAGUGGAGAUGUCUGUCCCGCGCAAACGCCAGGGUGGCGGGGAUCACGAUAAAGGAAUGGACAAAUUUUAUCGCGUAACCUUGGAAUCCCUUUUACGACAAAUGGAGUUCAAUACUAGCCUCACAUCCGGUUCUAACAAUGAAGUCGUACGACCCGUUCUACUAGCUUCCCCGGGCUUUGUCGCUGCGGGAUUCCAAAAAUACAUUCAGUCCGAGGCGUCGACAAAAACUCCCGCGCUGAAGAAACUACUUCCUAGCAUUGUGGUCGUGCACUCCGCAUCAGGAUAUACCAGUUCAUUAGCAGAGGUUCUUCAAUCACCCGCAGUCAAGAGUCUCUUGGCCGAUACUAAAUAUGCCCGCGAAACAAAAUUAAUGGACGACUUUAUGGACCAGUUACGCAAAGAGACCAACAAGGCUACAUACGGUCCCCGCGAAGUUGAAUCUGCGGUUGAACAGGGCGCUGUCGGUCGCGGUGGUGGUGUAUUGAUUAUUUCAAACCGUCUUUUCCGGUCACAAAAUAUUAGUGAACGGAAACGAUGGGUGACACUGGUGGACCGUGUGAGAGAUGUGGAGGGUGGUGAGGUACGAAUUCUCAGCUCGGAUCAUGAGAGUGGGAAGCGUCUUGAAGGAUUAGGAAGCGUUGCCGCGCUAUUGACAUUCCCCAUUACUGACGAAGAGUGGGAUUCUGACGAGGAUUAA
Messenger RNA from Penicillium taxi, 1212 nucleotides. Its product is annotated as putative translation factor pelota. The record is from RefSeq and is a predicted model, not a curated record. Bases 1 to 1212 code for a protein of 403 amino acids. Gene Ontology annotation, cellular component: cytoplasm. The transcript has 3 exons. NCBI's taxonomy places the organism in Eukaryota, Fungi, Ascomycota, Eurotiomycetes, Eurotiales, Aspergillaceae. Gene Ontology annotation, biological process: ribosome disassembly; nonfunctional rRNA decay; nuclear-transcribed mRNA catabolic process, non-stop decay.